UAAAAAAAUCUGAAGAUUUGCUCGACUGUCAACCAGGAAGCAGAGGAAAAUUACAAUUUUCAGCCAAAAAUCUUAAAGAAAACAAAUUUGUGCGGUUCUUAUGCAAAUUGUUUAAAUUUUCAAUUAAAAAAAGUGUAUGCUAAAUAACUAAAAAUAUAAAUCUGUAGUUGAGUUGUUCUCGUAUCUACCGUCUCGACAGAUAUUUCAGUGUUUAGCACAAGCGUCGUUGAAACAAGGGUGCGAGGCGCCAGCGCUAACAGCAACCGCAGUCAGUAUAGUAGCAAACAAAAAAGCACAACAUUAAUUAAAAAGUAUAUGGUUUGGACUGGUUCAAAAGCGGCAAAUAAAUGAAGAAUGGCCACAACACAGCAAUACUCGCUUCGUUGGAACAAUUACUUUCGACAUUUAACAUAUGCUCUGGACAAUCACCGCAACAACGAUGAUUUUGUUGAUGUGAGUUUGUGCUGCGAUGGACGAAAAAUCAAAGCACAUAAAGUAGUGCUUUCCUCCUGCAGCUCAUAUUUCAAAGAAAUAUUUAGGGAUAAUCCACAUCCGCAUCCAGUAAUAAUUUUCAAAUUCAUUAAAUUCGAAGAUCUCACCUCAAUAAUUGAGUUCAUGUACCAGGGAGAAGUUAAUGUACAGCAAGAAGCUUUGCAGUCCUUCCUACAAACCGCCGAAUUGCUUGCUGUGCAAGGUCUUACCUCCGAGGAGAAGGAGAAACCAAAGUUGCCUCCAACACCUAUCAUUGAUGAACAAAAACUUAUUAAAACCAUCCCCAGCACAAUAAGAGCCGUUAACGAUGUCGCGACCUCUACACAGACUACUCCGCAAACAAUCGAAAUAUCAACAGCGAACAUUUUGCAGCAACCGCAAUCUCAGCAACAGCAACAUACCACCACACAACAUCAUCAUGUACAAACACAAAUCCAACAUAUUCAGGUGCAGCAUCAACCACAGUCGCAUGUGCAAACACAGGUGCAGCAACAAACUGCAACACAUCAGUUGCAACACCAUCAACAUCAACAAUUGCAACAAACCCAUUUAGGUACGCUGCCAUCAACUAACACGAUCAAGAAGCGUAAAAUGACUUUCUCAGAUGAUGACGAUAAUAUUUAUACAACAGAAGGUGUAGAUUAUGGUGUCAAAGAUGAUUCGACAAUUGUUAAAUCUCCAGAAAUGACAUUCCUGCGAGGCACCGUCAAAAUGGAUAUACCAGAAUAUAUUGUAAGUGAGGUGGAUGAUAGUGAGCAGUUAACCGACGGCAGCGCACAUCAUACAUCUCAAGAUGGUGGAGGAACGGGUACACAGAAUGUCACACAGUACACAUCCGAAUACGAAAUUUUAACAGAAUCAGAAAUAGAAGAAAAGUUUCAGGAAGCCGAUGCAGAAAACGCUGAGAUAACAAUUGAAAUGGGUCGGCUUUUAAAUCCCACGACGAGUACACCAUCAAAUACAACACCACAGACGACGUUGGAUGAGUCAGGCAGUGGUAUCACUAAUUCUGUAGUGAAAAUUGAUAACAAGGGCGGCGGAACUGCAG
Rhagoletis zephyria (snowberry fruit fly) is the source of this 1540-nucleotide messenger RNA. RefSeq names its product modifier of mdg4-like. Gene Ontology annotation, biological process: regulation of transcription by RNA polymerase II. Gene Ontology annotation, cellular component: nucleus. NCBI's taxonomy places the organism in Eukaryota, Metazoa, Arthropoda, Insecta, Diptera, Tephritidae. Gene Ontology annotation, molecular function: protein binding. The record is from RefSeq and is a predicted model, not a curated record.